ACUGACAUUGUCAUCAUGCAAAGUUGUCAACAAAGCAGCCCUGGCGGGCUAAUCAUUUAACAGCAUUGAUUAAUGAAUGCUGAAAGCGGAGGUUCUUAGCCCACGGGUUUGCUGGUUUGAAGCAGUUACAAAAUUUAGCAGUUUAACCAAACUUUGAUCCAAUUUGGCUUUGAAAUCAAAAACGUCAUAACUCCUCGGCGUGUGGGAAAGGUUGAGUACAAAGAGUCUCUGGAACCAGGAACGCGGAGGUCGAGCACAGAGGCAAAGGGCAGUUGGCACAUUUUGUAGGCAGAUGGUCACUAGUUGGCUGUGAAGUGGAGGCUCGUCCAAGGAGUGUUUACUCACCUUGGGAACAUUGCCUGAUCUGGGUAUAAAGUUCAACAGUGAGCACUGACAGGCCUGAAUAACCGCUACAUACACAAGGCCCACGGCUCUUAUUUUUGUCGAUGCAAUUUGAAAAAAAUCCCAAGAGAUAUAAAUCUAAGUGUUGGGGCUCCUUCAGUGUAGGCAAGGAAGCUCUUGCUUAUGGCUUGUUUUAGGCUCUUGCAAACUAAACAUUAUUAUUUUCUAUUGCUGCAGCCUCAGAAGAAGCAGAGUGGCAACUUCUCAAUAAUUAACCUCCUCUUUCAAAUAUUAUGUUUUAUUUUAGCAGGAGUUCUGUGUGGGGGAGGUAUCAUAAAAUAUUAACCCAUCCCUAAAUUAGUACUCACAGCAAAAGCACAGAGCAGCUCAGGACUGGGGCUGCACACGGUUGCUCUGUGGGUGAAAAGCACCGUGUGCAUGUGCACAAACAUAGACUUGAGUCUGUAUCUGUGUCAGUUGUGGCAGUAUCUGAUAUCAACAGCCACAAUUACUCAUAAUUCUGAGGGUUAUCUCCGUGUGAUAACAGACACUUGAGUGAGAUCUCAGACACUUUGAGCUCAUCUCUGUUUCUGCAGGCCUGUCUUUAGCUUCCCCUAUUCCAUUUUAGACCACUGUGACCAUAAAGAAAGGUGGUCUUGUCUAUUUGUUCGUGCAGUCUGGGUGCGUGAAGACUGAAGUAUUCAGACAAAUAGAACUGUAGAAAUAACCCUGUUUCCAUUUCCUCUCACUCUAUUUAUACCCAGUCUUUGCAAAGCAUCCGAAGCCUGGAUGAGGUGAUGCUUUUGUGCCAACUUGUGACUUUUUUGUCUUGGUGUGGCUUUUCCCAUGGUUGUCAUUGGUAGUUUGCAGAAAAGGAAAUUUGGGAUUUCCAGCUGAGUUUCAGGGAGUUCUAGAAAGUAACAAAAUGGACUUAUCUUGUAUAAAGGGUAUUCACAACCCAGCUGUUGUUCAUGUUUGUGAGGCAGUUGGAUGUUCCCAGCAAGGUUCUUGCUGGGGCAGCCAGCAGUGACUUACAAACCCCAAAAAGCCAGGAUGGCAGAGCAGCAGGGAUCAGGAUUGCAGCUCACUCCCCACCCUGCAAGUCUAAAAUACUGCAGAGCUGACUCUCCCUCUGCAGGAACACCCUGUGGGACUGUACCCUCUAUCUCCCCUGCAAAGCCUUUUAUUAUGUUUUGUAAAUAAGGGAAGAAAACAGUGAGGUAAGAGGGGCUGUCCUUGAUGCAUGGCAAGGCCAAACAUUCCUGAAAAGGAAAACAAAAAUCUGGUGGGAUAAGAGGUGCUAAAGACUGCUCCAGAUAGGGCUGUGAUGUAAGCAAAGAUAAAACCCAAAACCAAUUUAAUAAUAACAAAGCUGGUGUUUGUCUUCAGAGUCCACAUACUGUGCUGCUGGUGGAGUUGAUCAGAAAUAUUUUCCUUUUAAAACACAUCAUAAAGUACCUUCAUUAAAAAUAAAAUGGAACAUAAUCUUUAGUAAUACUAAGCAGAGCCAUUUUUUAGCGAAGUACAAAAAUACUGAGUGCUUUUUGCUGGCGAGGUAAGUCAGUGUACAUAGAAAUAACUGAGAGUAAGCCAGCAAUGCUCAGUUGUCAGAAGACAACACACCAGGAAAUGAUCAUAUUUCAGCAUAAGUAAAAUCAGAAUAAAAGUUUACCUACAACAGUGUAAUACAGCAGAAUCAUUCCUAGUGUUUCUAGGUUUUGAGAGGAGGAAAAAAAAAUCCCAAACCCAGAGCAUUAAUUUCUGCCAAUUAAAUUACAGUCAGGCAGGUGUUGUGCAAAUUUUCUAACACUGCAAUCCUAACCUCCCACAAUCUUGCUAUACAAACUGUGGGCUUCUCUUGAGAAGACACUAAAUAUGCCAAAUUGGUGGCACUGUGUUAUGAACAUAUGUCCAUUAAAAAUCACAUUAAGGAUUCCAAAUGUUUUUCAUUUGUGAUGGCAGCAAGGCUCGAGUACAGAUGUCCACUGGGAAUUCUAGACACUUCAGCAUCAAAUUACUUGUAUUUAGGUAACACCUCCCAUCAGAGGAUCUCAAAGCAUAUCACAAACACACAGUAAGCCUCGAGCCCCUAUAUAAAACACACAUAGUAUUUGGUGCAAUGAAAUAACUGGAGCAUAUGCAAAUCAAGGCCAGGAUUUUUUUCAAGAAUCUUCUCAUUUAGAGAUUCAGCUUUUAGACAGCCAACAGAAGGCAUUAAAGGUUUUAUGUGAAGAUAGUGAAUUCUCAUAACACCCACUGUCUCCCACUCAAAAACCCAGAUGUAACACUUCCAAUGGCUCAGUUACAGUGGUCCUGAGGUCUUCACCCAGUACCAGCAGGUGCUGCUGUCUGGAUUUGGUUUCUGGAAGAUUCCACGAAUGGCAAACAUGGGAGGUGGUAUGGGGAAAUGUAAGGCCUUCAAAAAAAGGGUUGUCUUGAAUGUAAAGUUUAUUUUCCAUUUAAAUGAGAAGACUUUUUUAGUAGUAACUGCAUUAUAAUGCUCAUCUAAUAGCUGAUACGAUUUCUUCUGAUUGAACUUUUUUUGGCACUUUUUCUCUGUGCUUCUUGACACUUGAAUGUGAUGCUUAUCAGGUGCCUUCUUGGAAGCUGUCAAAUCAUUUAAAUGUGUGUGAAUCUGACAUUUCAAGAUGAUAGCAUUCAACAAGUGCCUUGAAAGGAGGGGUUUUAGGAUGUUUGCUUUGAUGGACACUAUUCAGGUUGUUCAAAACAGAAGUUUUUGCGCACUUAAGGUUUUUCAGACUAACUAGAACUGAAUAAAUGUAAAGGUUUUUAGAUGCUCAGAAAAAAUAUCAUUAGAAAGCUUAACUCAUCAUACAAACCAAGGUGCAACAAAGUACUCACAGUGAGAUUUGAAAGUUGUUAAUGGCAUAUAAUAAUACUCAGAAAUUCUACUUCCCUCCCAUUGCUAAUUCUCCCACAUAUUGUCACCUCCAAAGAGUUUGUCACUUGGGUAUUUUGCUAUGAAAUUGUAGUUUUUUUAAAGAUUCCCUGAGCUGUUUUACUGACAGAAGAGCACAGCCUCUGGAUUGUUAUUUCUGUGGUGAAGUUGUGCUCAGCUGACACCGAGCACACUCCAACAGCUGCUGGACUGGGUGCCACAGAGCCCAGAUCCAAGAGCAGCCCUUGCAAGCUCACAAAGAGCAGGGCAGGGAUUGUUCUCUCAAUUUCCAAAAGAAAAUAUGAACCGUGCAAAUUGCCUGCAGUUGCUAAAGAGUCUGUGAGUGAGCCAAGUGCUGAUUCCAGACCCUGCGCAGCCCCGUGCGACAUUUCCGCCUCACAGCCCCUCUCCUUCAGGCAGCUCUUCAGCACUGACCCAUCUGCAGGAGGUGUGGGGACCUGGCACACAUGCUGCACGCUCCACUCCACGUGUGCUGCGUGAACCGUGAGACACACCGAGCCUCUGCGACCGGACACCGAGCCUCUGCGACCGGCCACAACAGGUUGUUUUUUGCUGGAUGAACAGCAGAACUACAGCCAGAAGAGAAGGGGACAAACCAUACCAACCAGAGUGAAAAACAGUCAGCAAAAGGCACAGAAGAGAUGUGCAACUGAGCCUGCUAUACCAUAUUUCCAUUCCCAGCUCCUGAUGGAGAGGCCUGGGGCUAUCUGGUUGUGGACUUUAAGUGAUGGUUCAACAUUGUAGCAGUGCAGAAAACUAAGAUUCAAGAUUUUUGAAUUAAGAAGAUGAUUUGGACUCCUCAGAAAGUUUAACCCCAAGAGAAUUUGUUAUCUGAGCUGGAAAAAAAGUGCACAGGAACCCACUGCUCUUCUGAACCCACCAACCACCUCCUUACUGCUGAUUUUGCAAGGAUUAACGUGUACUUGCUGCACAUCCACGUGGAAGCAGAAUUUGAACUCCUCUGGGUUUUUGGUGGUCUCUGAAGAAAUGCUUCGUAUUUGUGAAAGUGGGACACCAAAGGAACAAGCAGCACCAGAAAAUACAGCAAAAAGACUUCAACCAUUUAGUGACAGAUUCAAGACCUGAGCAAGGUUUAAAGGAGCCAGAUGAAUUAGAAGAUUGUAAAAGUAUCUCCUUUUUUCUCGGAAGCAGGUGAUGGUGUGAAGGAGGUUAUCUGGUGCUGUCAUUAUUGAGAGGGGCAAUAUCUCACUGCAAAAGAGGUGCUGAAGGUAGUGUUUGUCCCUGGGGUAGAAGCAAAGGGAAGGCGUUGGUGUUUGCAGCCUGGUGCUAAGGCACACACACCGCUGACAGGUGCAGUGUGAACGCGACACAUACUUGGAAACAAAAGUGAGACAUUGGUGGAAAGUGAAAAUGGAAAACUUUCCAGAUGCCAGGUGGAAAAUGAUAUUAAAGCUGUCAAAAUAAGUCACAACAAAGACUGGGUUUUCUCUUAGACUAACAGGAGUCAUGUUCUGGAGAAGAAUGGAGGUUUCAGCUACAAGGCAGAGUGUCAUAAAUGAAACAAUUAUGAGCACUGGAGGUUAAGUUUGAACCUAUUUGUUUUGGGGUUUUAUGUUUUGGUCUCUUUAUUUUUUCUCUUUCUCUUUGAAGUGCACUGCAGAGUUCCUGAUUUAUUCUACAGUUGGUGGACAGGUCAAAAAUGUGUAAAUAAAUCCCACUGUCAUUGCUUCACAUAGUUAUCUAUUCUGGGCCUAAUUCCAAGCCCUGUUAAAUUGAUGGCAAUCCUUCCAUUGGCAUGGGAGGACUGCAGUUGAGAACCUGUGAUGGUGGUGCAAAGUAACACCAGAGAGGAUGGAUAAACAGCUUCUGCAGUCAUCCAAAGUGAGUCUCUGAAACACAGAAAGGGAAGCAAACCUUGAACUACAUUCAAGGUCAAAUAUGCUUUAUAUAUAUGGGAAUGGAGCUUUUAAAAGUGUCAGCUCCACCUAAAUGCAUUAAACAUCUUAAAUAUUAUAAAGGACAUUAUUCAGAUUUAAGACUGACAUUCCGAACAGAUAACCCAGUAUUUUACUUCUUGAAAAAUAUUAGCUGCACUGCUUAUACUUGGGUGGAAAACCACAAAUCAGAACAAAGUUUGCUGUGUUUCCUUAGUGUAGCCAAGGAAAUUUACUCUGCUGAUUAAGGAUUUUACUUGUCCAUGUAUUCACUUUAAUGAAGUGGUAGAUUCUUAUCAACAAUUUAUCUGUAUCUUGUGGCUGAGUUUUGUUUCUUUAUGUAACAUUACUUUAGCACAGGAAAAUGUGCCUACAUUAAAUUCCUUAUGCUCCUUAUGAAAUACUCCUGACAAACAAUAAUUAAUUUUGAACAUUUACCCCCCAAAGUAUAAUUAUGACUUAAAAUAUAAAACAGCUCUCUAUUAUUUUUGUGAUGGACUUUUCAUGCAGGUUGUUAGAUGUGUUAGAAAGAACCAGACUCCCAGAAGAGUGGGUAGAAGCUAGAUUGCAGCUAGAGAUGGACAAUGCAGCAGCAGUAACUGGAGACUCUACACACAACACACCAUAAUAGCCAUUAUGGAGCUGUUAACCUCUAGUGUGUCAAAACCUACUCAGAAAUUGGUUGAAUUCUUAGAUUGCUGAUCCAAGUGGUUCCUUUAAAUUCAGCAAAAAAUGAACUGAAGAGGCAUUCCGCGUUUGAGCUAUAAAUCCUUGGAAAUACUGGUUAUUAAUGGAAAUAACGACAGACCUUUACCGUACCUGCAUGGAUGGUGCUGGUAUUAAUAAUGCAGAAGUGCAAGGCAGGACAGCUAUUAGAAGUUGAUGACUGCUGAAGUGCAGAAAACCUCAUUAAAAUAACCUAAAGGAUGGUGUAUUACUGUAACAACUUUUUUUCCCUACAGUGCCCUUCAACAAUCAUAAUUGCACAGUAUACAGAGCAACUUGAAAAGAUUUAGAAAUGUGUAAGAAGUAAAAUCUCUGGCCACAGUUACUGGCAGCCUAAUUAUGUGAAUAUAUUGUAUACUCUGCAUCCUGUUCUUUAGUUUUGAGAGCCCGUGGAUUCAUGGAUGAUGAAUAAUGUGGUGUCUAACCAAGAUAUCAGCACUAAAUUGCUGGAAUAGAUAUUCAGCCUUAAAUAAUUGCUUUGGGUUUGUGUUGAUUCCAAGCAGCAGAAUAGUUAUGACUAACUUGCAGUUGUUAAAUGUAAACAUGCUGUAUUAUUUUUGCAUUUAAGAUUUUACAGAAUUGUAGAUAGGAGUGGUUGUUGUCAAGGGUGUUUAUGGGAUUUUCAGUUGAUGUCUCUGAGGAUGAGGUCAAAUAACCCCACCUCACCUUAGGGUACCGCUCAAAGGCCAGUGGGGUGGGCUGCUGUUUGUGCUAUAGAUAUUUCAGAAAUGCCUGGGUUACAUCCCCAGGGAAGGAAAACCACCACUUAAUUUGGGGUAAAUCAGUUUAGCAGGAUCUGGAACACACUGGGCUGCAGUCCCUGUGCAAUGUGCUGUACUCUGCAAUGCACCAAGCUAAUAUUUAGAAGUAAAGCUCUAAAUCUAUCCUCUGCACUGGCAUAUAAUAGAGUAUUCAGAGUAAGUGGGUUUUAUAAAAUGCUUGAUGGCUGGAAAUUACUAGUCUAGAAGGGUACACAAGAUUAAAUGUUAAGUCACUCAAACUGUGCAAGUUUACCUCAAAGACAUUUUCACAAUGCCUUUGGAGGAGUCGUUCAACUUGUUCUCACUGAAUAACCAAUCCAGGCCUAAGGUACAGUGUAAAGAUGCUUAAACAUCGCUCCACUGCCUCUGCAAAGCCACUUGAGCCAAUUUUGUACAACACUUCUGUGGCGGCAGCAUCAGGCGGCCCUUCAGCGGCACUCCAGCACAGGGCUCCCGGCUGGAGCCUUUCCGCCACAGAAACACGGCAAGUGCUUCAGAUAUUUCCCAAGUGGAGAAACCAAUUGAGCUCAGCCCCGUGGUCUCCAGCCAAGUGGGAGCAGAAGGUUAAGGGCCUACAGUUAAGGACGAGAUGUCUUCAUCUCUGCUCAGAGGGUGAGGAAACGGCAGCUGCCCUGACAGGACUUGCCGUGCGUGGGGGCCAAGGAGCAGCGGGCACCCGGUGCAUUGCGGGGGAAAGCUCCGCAGGUUCGGGGCUUUUGUGUUUUGUAGGGAAUUAACACGUGAGAAGCAGCCGUUCCCCAAAAGCUGCUCCCCACGAGUGGGCUCCCACUGCGGCCGCUGCUGAGGGAGAGGCCGCUGCCGAGCUGCACGGCAGGCGCCGAGCCCCUUCCCCGCCGCCUCCCCUGCCACAGCCCGGCCACAAUGGCCCAACAGCCCGGGGGACCCAGCGCCCCGCGGGGGCACCGCCCGCAGCGGGAGGGCCCUUGGGCCGCCGGAGCCCCGAGCCAGGAGCGCUGAGGGGGCUCGGGGCUGGUCCUGAACGCCCGUGGUUUGCGCUGGUGUGUGUCCCGGAUCGGGCUGACUCGCUGUGUGUGACGGGGAGCAGGACGGGCAGGGAGCCCGCAGGGCCCGGGCCCGGCUGUGGGGCUGGGCCGGGCCCUGGGGCGCUGCGUGCCCCGGGCAUGGCCCUGAGCCUGCGGGACGGCAUCUGCGUGUUGUAUGACUUGGAGCUGGAGCAGAUUCGGCAAGAACAAGGGCAAGAAAAGAGCGCAGAAAGCGAGGAGACAGAUAAACCACCAGACACGCUCCUGAUGGAGAUUGACAGAGAUAAUGAUGCCAUUACAUUUGAAAAUAACAUCCAGCAACUGAGCCCAUCUGAAGAGGGGGAAGGAGAGAAAGUUUUUCCCACUGUUGGGCAAACAAAGAGUCAGAGCUGCAAAGGGGGUGAUGAUUUGUCAGACUUAUUCAAUGAAAGUAAAGAGCAGGAAUAUCCAACUGCAUCAGAACAAACAGUUGUAAGAAAUCUCAAGAAUCUAAAAUUUGAGGCAAAUGCUCCACAUCAGGAGAAAGGAGAAAAAGAAUGUUUCAACUGUUUUUUCUGCACAUUCACCUCAGUCAAGUUAUCAAGUCUUAGGCGUCAUUUGAAAACCCAUUCAGAUGAGAAACGUCACGUGUGUCACCUCUGCCCGAAGGCCUUCCAUACAGCAACUCUGCUGCAUAACCAUGUGAACACACAUACAGGGAACAAACCCCAUAAAUGCAGUGAGUGUGACACAGCAUUUGUGACCCGAGGGGAGCUUUCACGACACAGGAGGUACAAACACACUUUGGAGAAGCCUUUCAAGUGCACAGUAUGUGAAUACUCCAGUGUAGAAGCCAGCAAGAUGAGACGCCACGUUCGCUCGCACACGGGAGAGCGGCCCUACCCCUGUCACCUGUGCAGCUAUGCAAGCAAAGAUACCUACAAACUGAAAAGGCACAUGUUAACUCACACAGGUGAAAAACACUAUGAAUGUUAUGUUUGCCAAACCAGAUUCACUCAAAGUGGUACCAUGAAAAUCCAUAUGUUACAGAAGCAUGGAGAAAAUGUGCCAAAACACCAAUGUCCACAUUGUAGUACUUUCCUUUCCCGAAAAAGUGAUUUGGGUGUCCACCUGAGGAAUCUGCAUUCCUACAUGGAAGAGGCAGUGAAGUGCAGGGACUGUGAGGCAGCUUUCCACGAGCGCUACGCUUUCCUUCAGCACAGGAAGACUCACAGGAAUGAGAAAAGAUUCAGAUGUGCUCAGUGCAGCUGCACAUGUAACCAGAGUAAUAUGUGUAAGCAUGCUGAAAAUUGUGGAUUGGUGAGGGCAAAAACUGCUACAUCCAGAAAAGGAAGCAAAGGCAAAAAUAAAAUCCAUGAGCACCCGAAGCGUGCUAACCCAGAAGGAUGACUCUAGUGUGGAAAAUGAACAUUGUGCCAGUGAGAUUGUUCCUGUUUUAGAUGGGGCAGAAACAGCAACUCCUGGGG
Molecule: messenger RNA, 9114 nt
Organism: Cyanistes caeruleus (blue tit)
Lineage: Eukaryota; Metazoa; Chordata; Aves; Passeriformes; Paridae
Gene: CTCFL
Product: CCCTC-binding factor like
Biological process (GO): regulation of transcription by RNA polymerase II
Cellular component (GO): nucleus
Molecular function (GO): DNA-binding transcription activator activity, RNA polymerase II-specific; RNA polymerase II cis-regulatory region sequence-specific DNA binding
Source: RefSeq, a predicted model, not a curated record